This is a messenger RNA of Platichthys flesus (European flounder), 1371 nucleotides long. Its product is annotated as ankyrin repeat domain-containing protein 61-like. Bases 44 to 1285 code for a protein of 413 amino acids. The record is from RefSeq and is a predicted model, not a curated record. Gene Ontology annotation, molecular function: protein binding. The transcript has 5 exons. NCBI's taxonomy places the organism in Eukaryota, Metazoa, Chordata, Actinopteri, Pleuronectiformes, Pleuronectidae.
GAAAGACUAAGCACAGACAGCAGGGAAGCUGCGAUGUCUUGUCAUGCUGGAGGAGCAGAGGGACCAUGAAGACACGAGCAGUAACAUGAUUACGAUUCACAAUAAUGAAUUCUAUACCGCUAUUAUGGAUGAAGAUGUGGGAAGUAUUGAGGAUAUGGCAAAAAAGCACGGGCGCAACCUUCCCAUCCAGGUACAAGUCGGUGAACCUGGGAACAUUUUCUGGAAGGGCCCCCCCCUUCACCUGGCUGCCUCUUACAGACGAGUAAAGAGCAUGCAGAACCUGCUGUCAUUAGGAGCAGACCCUGGCAUCAGGGACCAGCACGGUCGAACCACAUUACACCGGGUGAUGACCAGUUGGCCGCGUACCUCGACUCCUUGGACAAAACCAGAUUCCAACUUCCAGAAUGCUGUGAUCGGCGCAUGCAGGAAGGCAGAGGCCUGUCUACAGCUCCUCUGUGAGCAUGGUGUGAACGUCAACGCAGAGGUAGAGAGGGAGAGUCUGGAGACGGCUCUCCACCUAUCAGUGCGCUAUGCUGCUCUGUUUGCAGUCCAAACCCUCACCAGCCACGGUGCUGAGGUCGAUGCCGUGAACAGCACCGGGAUGACGCCCUUGCAUAUGGCCGCAGGGAUCCUUCAUAAGGACAUCCUUGUUAACUUGAUCAAACACGGAGCAGAUAUCAACAGGGGGGUGAAGCACACAGGAAGCACAGCUUUACACCUAGCUGCUGUGGCAAUGGCCAUGAAGAGCGCUAAAACACUGGAUGACGACAUUAACUGCAUUUCCGAGCUGCUGGAGCACGGGGCCAAGACCGACACAGAGAACAAGGCCGGACUAACACCUUUACAGGAGGCGUGCUGCAUGGGCAAUGAGGAGGUGGUGGACCUUCUGCUCAGGUACGGAGCAGACAUCAACAAGCUGAGCCGAGCAGGGGAGAACUGUCUGUUUCUGUUCCUGAACCACAGGACCAACGUGAACAACAGCUCCCUGCUGGGGAAACUAAUCAACCUGACAUCCCCGCUCACCGUCUACAACCAAAAAGGUCUCCUUCCCUCAACCCUGACAUUACCGUGUUUCUGCAAGCAGCGAGAACAGCUACUGAAACUCAUUCAACAACCAAGAAGGCUUCAGGAUAUUUGUAAGAGUUGUAUUUAUUUAAAACAUGUACAACGCAAGAAAGGGGAACUGACAAAAAUGCUGCCCGAGAGGCUGUGGGACUUUGUCUUCAACUCCUGGGAGAACAUACAGGACAUCUCCUUUCUGACUGAUGACGGACUCGUUAGGUAACAGCUAGAAACACAAUUUAAAUCUAAAAACAACACAUAUGAACAGAUGCCCAUAAAAAAAAAACAUGAAAGCAUCUUACCUUCAGG